This is a messenger RNA of Phytophthora infestans T30-4, 375 nucleotides long. RefSeq lists its product as uncharacterized. The record is from RefSeq and is a predicted model, not a curated record. The transcript has 2 exons. NCBI's taxonomy places the organism in Eukaryota, Oomycota, Peronosporomycetes, Peronosporales, Peronosporaceae. The coding region runs from base 1 to 375 and encodes 124 amino acids.
AUGCACUGGAUGGAAGGCGCUAAGAAAGAGGCCCGCUGUGCGAUGCGUGAAAACUUAAAUUUCAACUUUUACAUUGAUUCAAAUGGUUUUGACUCGCUCCCACAUCUCUCGGUCAUUUUGGGGCACGUUGUUCCGCCGCUAAAAGAGAUUGCGUUCACGGAGCGUCAAAAGCGGAUUUUGCGCGAGCGCAGCUUAAAUCUGGACGCGCUUAACGUUGUCUAUCUGCUGUUGCGUUCAGUCGUAGCUCCCGUUUCGCAGAAACUUAAGCGUGGAGAAUGGGUGAACGAAAACGUUUUUGGCGGGAAGCUGCUAAACUACGAGAUGAUGUUUACAGCUGUUGAGACCAAAGCUGCUGCCAAAGCCAAAAACUGCUAA